Gigantopelta aegis is the source of this 5831-nucleotide messenger RNA. Its product is annotated as MICAL-like protein 1. Lineage: Eukaryota; Metazoa; Mollusca; Gastropoda; Neomphalida; Peltospiridae. Gene Ontology annotation, molecular function: protein binding. The transcript has 13 exons. The coding region runs from base 479 to 4528 and encodes 1349 amino acids. The record is from RefSeq and is a predicted model, not a curated record.
UCCUGCUCAGGUCGAAUGGUGAAUGCAGCUGGGCAGAGCCUCGCUGCAUUCGCCAUCCUUUGCAGGAUAAAGCCGAUAUUUUAAGACAGUAACCAGCUAUUCCCUGUAUAUAUUUAACUAUUGGGUUAGACAAAAAUAUGAUUGCUGUUAUUUUACUUAACACUGAGGUAAACUAACUAAAAUGUUGAUUCAAAAGGCGAAGACGUGAAGAGCAGCUUGUUUUAAAGAUUGGGACAGAUUGAUGAGAAGCAUGUUGGAUAUGGGACAGAUUAACUAGCAUUCUUUAAAUGCGAGGGAAGAUCAACAACUGAACAAGUCAUAUUUUCCGAUUUACCAUACGUUUGUAACACAAUGUUGGAAAUAUAUAAAAAGAAGUUAAAAGUGAAAACUGUAGAACAUGAAGUGAGGUAGACUGCCAGUUCAAGCCCAGUGAGGGGACGCAGUCUUGAUAACAGGGUUGAAAAGACAGCGACCGAAAAUGGCGUUGACGAAAAUCAAAGGACUCCAGAUGUGGUGUCGCAAGAUGAGCGAUGGAUACCGUGACGUUGAGGUCAAGGACAUGACCUCUUCCUUCAAGAGCGGUCUGGCAUUCUGUGCCAUCAUCCACCGAUUUCGGCCAGAUCUAAUAGACUAUGAUUCCCUGUCCAAGGAAAACGUCUUUGAUAACAACAAUUUGGCUUUUACUGUCGCAGAACAGGAACUGGACAUUCCGGCCUUGCUGGAGGCUGCCGACAUGGUGGCCAUGAAAGUUCCAGACAAACUCAGCAUUAUCACCUACGUCUCCCAGUACCACAACUACUUCAGAGACAAACCACAGUUGGGAGGACCUGGUGUGAAGUCUGCCGUGUCUGCUGGCAACGUGUCCCUCAAGCGUCACACAACAUCACCCCCUGCAUCUGCUCCUGAAACCAAACGAUUCACGCCGUCCAAAGACAGCAAUACAGGAAACGUGUCCACUCCAUCGCAGGUAACGAAGAAACAGACAACAAUCGGAGACAAGUGUGACAUCUGCCACAACAAGGUGUACCUGUUAGAGAGACAGAUAGAGAACGGAAAACUCUACCACAGAUCCUGCUACAGACACAGCGAGUUCUCUCCAACAUCGUCUCUCUUCAAAAACUCUUCUUCUUUCUUGUCACACUCGGGUCAUACCGUUAGCUCAGAAAAAGCUAAGAAUACAGAAAACAAACCAUCAUGGGCAAAGGGAGAAGUGACAUCCAAGUCAGAUGCUGCUGCUUCUCAGAGGAUUAGUCCUGACUUGAAGAGAAACUUAUUUCACCAUGAAAAUGAGGUGGAGAUGGCGAAGAGUGAAACGAAAGAAGAUAACGUCAUUACGAGAUACUUGAAUCAGAUGAAGGAGAACGAGAAAGUCGAGGUUCCAAAGUAUCAGAAAAAAAGACCGCUUAUCUUUCAGGUAAAUACUGACAAAGAGGACAAACAACCUGAGACGUCUCGAUCUUCACCGCCACAUUUCAGUUCUAAGGUUCCCAACAAACCUGAAGUUCAGACCACAGAAAACAGAGACGUUAAAGACAGGACUAAACAUGAGGUAAAGACUAGCAUAAUUCCUGGUUCCAAAAGCGAACAGUCACUUAAUGAUAAAAGUGAGUUGUCCAUAGCUGUGAGCAACAGGGGGAUUUCUAAUUCAAAAAGUGUGGACAAUGUGAAAGUGAAUAAUACAUCUGUGGGUGAAAACGUUGCAGUACCGAAACCUAAAGAUCGUAAUGUAGUUAAACAGCAACCACAAAAGAACACUGAUCAGAAACAGGAUUCAGGUGAAGGGAAGAAGCAAGCCAUAAUAAGCCCAGUGACAGCCCACAGGGCUAUGUUCGAUGAUACAAUGCCUGUGAGAAAGCCGGUGUUGGGCAGACCUAAAACUCCUCCUCCUCAACUAUUUAAAGCUGGACAACACCUGUUGAAUACUUCUAGUUCUUCUGAAUCUCCAGACUCCCCGCCCCCUCCUCUUCCAUCAUCUCAACCCCCCUCUGCUCCUUCUAGUGCUGAAAAAUCAAACCUGAAAUCACUUCCCACUUCACCAAAGAAAACGUCACAAAGUAAUAUUGUGUUAAAAACCGAGUUUUCCUUGAGUCCUGUUCCUAAGGCCAGACAGAUGAAGAAGAGUCCUCAACCUGUUAAGCAGGAAUCUCCAACCAGUACACCUGCCAAGCCAUUGAGAGGUGCUGAGACUUCUAAGAGAACAGAGAUACCAAUGGAGGUUGACAAUAAAGUGACUAAACAGACCGAGUCCAUUCCAUCUGAUCCCAAUAAAGAUGGUAAGAAUGUUCUUAGUGGGCUUCUCAAGUCUUUGUCUCAUGUUCGCCAGGCUGAAGAGGUCUAUCCUUCUUCCCAUCCCACAGAUAUGUCUAUGUCUUCUGCUAACUGGAAGGUGUCUGAUGCUAGUCUGUCUUCCACAAACUCCAGUAUUACUAUCAGUUGUACUUCCACAAAAACGAAGUCUAAAGAAACUUCUCAGGUCGGGGAAUCAAAUGUGUUGAAAAAGGUUCAGAAUUCAGAAAUGACAGGCAACAAAAGUGGUUUCUUAAAGAAAGAUGUUAAAAAUAAAUUUGUUCAAGAUUCUAAGCAUCCGGCUCCUGUUCAUAAGAAAGACAUCAGAACUGAAACAAAAUCAGUGGAUAAUAAGAGUCAGGAUGUCGGUGUGUCCAACAGGGUAGGAAACAGAACAAAUGAUAAAUCCAGACUCAAAUCUGCUUUUGUAACAGCAGAUAUGAAGCUUACUGAAGAUGAAAGCUCUAAAAGUGGUGUGAGCUGGAAAAAGGAUUUGGAAAAAAAGGAUAAAUUAAAAUCAAAAUCAACAGAAAAUUUGUGGCAAAGUGACAAAUCAAAAAUGCAACAAGAUGACAACAUUCCAUCAUGGAAAAAAGAACUUGAAAAGGCUAAGAAAUCUAAGGGAUUACCUGAUGGUGAGAAAAGUGUGUCUGCAGCCAAAGAUCAAAAGGCAGCUGAGGUGGUUCCAUCAUGGAAGAAAGAAUUGAAGAAAAAUGAAACUGAAAACGUUAAAAUAAAAUCUAGUCUCUUACAAGGCAAUGGAUUACAUCGUACUGGGGUCAAAGAAGAUGUAUCACAGAAGAAUGAAAAAGUUGUUUCUAAAAUUAAAAUUGACACAGUCCCUAAUGUUCCAUCAUGGAAGAAACAAAAUGAUGAAAAAUCGAACAUUGGUUCUAAGUUGCAGCAGGAGAGUGAAAAACCAUUUUCAAAAGCCGGUGUUACAGAAGAUAACAAAAACCUACCAUUUUGGAAAAAGACAUCUGCAGAGAAAACUGCAGCAAAUUCAGGACCUAGUUUAAUUCAGGACAAAUCAGAGUCUCAAGAUAAGCUAAAAAAUGUGAAAGACAAACCUGUUUCAGAUUUAAGACCAGAAAGCAAAACACCAGUUCCAAAGAAAAGAGGUUUACAUGCUGUCAAUGGUGAAGUUGCUCCAUCGUCGGGCAAGGCGGAUAGACCAAGGAUAACAGAACAUCCUUCACAGAUGGAUGUAGACGGUGAUGCUGCAGAUUGGCAGACGGAGGCAAAACGAAGAUUGCAAAAGAAUCAGAGGCAAUUUGUUGACCCAGAAAGGAGGAAAUCAUCUGAUUUUGUUUCAAAGAAUGAACCCGAGAAAAAGAUGGAUCAACCUCAGACACCAGAAAUUGUAUCAACCAAACAUAAUGAUCCAGGAUCUACGGUUUAUCAUUCGACACCUAAAUCUAGUGAGCAGAAGUCUAGCAUCAAUCAGUCGAUACCAAAGUCUCCGACCUCUCCUCCGUCAAAGGUCCGCGUUCCAGCGCGACCUCCAAGACGACCUCCGUCUCCGCCUCAACAGCGUAAAAAGAUUCCCGUCGACACAAAGUUCAGCUUCUCAUUCAAGCCAUUCUCAUCCACCAAUAACAAUAAACCACCAACUGUCUCCCCGAUAGGGCCUCCAAAGAAUCAGAAUUCACCUCUAAAGCUGACACCACCUAGACCUCCACCUCCAAAGAUUGAGUUUAGUCCGGGUCAACUAAACCCCGUGGAGUUCCAGAAUCAGCUGUGUGACAUUGAUUCCAAACUCAGUGAGCUGGAGCUGAGAGGACGGGAACUGGAGGACUCCAUUAGAAACGCUAGUACAACGGAGGAAGAAGAUGACAUGAUGAUUGAAUGGUUCAAGUUAAUCAGCGCAAAGAAUGAGCUGGUCCGUGCAGAGGCUGACCUCAUCUACAUACAGAAGGAGCAGGAAUUGGAGGAUGAACAAGAAGACCUUGAUGCUGAACUCCGACGGCUGCUUAGCAAGCCAGACUCUGAAAAGACCGAUGCCGAGAGGGAGCACGAGGAAUACCUUCUGAACAAGAAACUUGGAGUUGUCAAUGCUCGCAGUAGUAUUGUGGACUCCAUGGAUGAAGAUAAACAAAGAUAUGAAGAGGAAGACCAACACAUUGCAGAAAUGAUAAAUCAAAAAGUGAGAAGACGAGGAGUAAAACAAAACACACAAGGAAACUGGCUUUGGAGAUUAUUUCGUAUAAUAAGGGCUCUGUUGUGCCCACCCUGGCUUUAGUUUUCUCCCAAGAUGCUGUGUCUGGAAAGAUAAACAAAGCAAGUGACCAGAAGAGCAAGUCUACCUGGUACACCUGAGAUGGAUGGAUGUCUCAACCAAGCAUCGUAUUGUGGAGGAAAUUACAUUAACUAACAACUGGCAAAAAUAUUACUUUAAUCAGUUUCGAUUGAUGUCAUCUUAACCCAGCAUCAUCGGGGGCGUGGCGUGCUCAGGUCAUGGAGAGGGAGAAAUGACAUUAAUUAAUAACUGCAAAAAGCUAUAGUUACAAAAUUUUACUUUAAUCAGUUUAGUGAACUAAAAACUGUUAGUACUCACAUCACUGAUUUAACAUUUAACAUCUAGAUCUUCAUAUUAUUAAGACAUAUCUUCAGCUUUUUCAAAACUAAAAGACAACCCCAAUUCUUUUUAUCAUUUGUGGCAGCCAUCAUAGUUUAUACAGAAAAAUCACUGUAUAAAGACUAUUAUUCCUCCAUAAUGACAAACAAGUUGCUUAGUGAUAGAGGUCAGUAAAAUUUCUGAACAUGUUUAAACUAAAUUAUGAAACUUGCAAGACAAUGCCUUGUGGUGGCCAUUUGCAGGACCAAGCCAUGUUGUGGCAUAUUUAUUGUUUUUGUCAGUUUACAAUUAUCAUGUUAUGACUUAGAUUUUGAUCAGUUGGGUUUUUGACCAUGGAUAGAGGGCUCCAAAUGAUUUACAAUCUAGUCUUUCAGUAUGAUAAGUAUGGCUGAUUCCAGGAACCAUACAUUUGAGCAACAAUACUAUCAUUCCAAACCUUUUAUUAGAGAUUUAUAACAUUCCAUUCUCGGUAAUAUAAAUAUUAUGCAUUACAAGCUGGGCAUUAAUACAAAAUCAUAUAUAUAUUUGUUACCAUAUUCAUAAUGGCAUUUUAAUCUGUAAUAUAUUGACCAGCUGUUAAGAAGUUUGUUUUGUGAACACAAAACAUAAAUCUUUUAAACUGCUGCCUUUUCAAACAGUAUGCUCUGUGAUAAUGACAAAUACAUUCAGUUUUAAUCAUUAUUACUUGUUGAACUUGUGGAUAAAACAUAUCAACUAUUGCGGUAUAUUUAUAUACAACUGUUUAUGUCAUAAUGCCUUUCUCUUGCCUGCAAAUUUUCUUUCAGUUGAUAUAGAGAGUUUUCACAACUACACCACCAUUGUUACGGAUACCAAUUGCUAAUCAUAACAAGUGAAAUUUACAAAGCCUGUUCAUGUGUUACAUACAUGUAACUAUAUACGUUUACAAUGCUUAAACACCUGUUCAUGUGUUACAUACAUGUAACUAUAUACGUUUACAAUGCUUAAA